UUAGCUGCUGGGGCUAGAACUCCGAAGUCUACGAAACGGCAGCACGACGAAGGGGAAGAAACCGAACAAGAAGAAGAAAGCGCCCAGAAAAAGACAAAUACAAUGACAGGAAAUCCAAUUACGUCUCUUGGUUCUAUCAGCGGCAUGGAUCUCAUUACGAUUGAACAGUAUCAAGUGCCAGACAAUUGCGUUGGCCUAAUUAUUGGAAGAGGUGGUGAAAAUAUAUCUGCAAUUCAGAAUGACUCCGGGUGCCGAAUUCAAAUGUCCCAGAGUACACCAGUUCCGGAUGAUUCUGGUCGAAUGAUGAGAAGCUGUACACUAACAGGGUCACCAAUAUCGAUUGAGAAGGCAAAAUGUCUUAUGGAGGCUAUUAUCAUGAAAGCUGGUGAAAGUUUACCGCCGUCGCGUAUGACUUCUCUUAGCAACAGCGUUAGUCAGAACGGAGCCUACUCGACACCUGGUGCUCCAGGGAUUGCUCCUGGAUCUGCUUUGAGUGCUAAAACUAUGACAGUUGAAGUAUUAAUACCUGGAUCAAAGUGCGGUCUGGUGAUUGGUAAAGGAGGAGAAAUAAUAAAAAGUCUGGAGGAAAAAGCGGGUGUUAAGAUGGUAAUGAUUCAAGAAAAUAGUCAAGUUUCUUCAACUCCAAAACCUCUUCGGAUUAUCGGUGAACCUGAAAAAGUUGAAUAUGCUAAAAAACUUGUCGAUAAAAUCUUGAAUUCAAAGGACGAUAGGAUACCGCCGCAUAGUGAUUACGGCGGUUUGUCUGGAAAUAAAACGACCGGCGAAAUUAUUGUGCCAAAGUCUGCUGUAGGUGUCAUAAUUGGUAGAAAUGGCGAGGUAAUCAAGCGUCUCACUCAAGAUACUGGUGCUAAGAUACAGUUCAGACGCAAUGAAGAUUAUGAUGCACCACAGAGGACUGCUGUCAUUACUGGUACCAAAGAGCAGAUCGAGAAAGCAACGCAAUUAAUUACGGAUUUGGUUAACAAGAAUGGCGAUGCUGACGUGUUUUACAUGCAUGUGCCUGCAACUAAAACGGGCUUGGUUAUCGGAAAAGGCGGCGAGACUAUCAAGCAAAUUUCGACCGAAAGUGGCGCUCGAGUUGAACUCUCUAGAGAUCCAGUGCCAAAUGAUCACGAGAAGGUCUUUGUCAUUAAAGGCACUUCGCAGCAGAUUCAUCACGCAUCACAUCUUAUUAGAAUUCGGGUUGGCGAUGUACGCACACCGGCUGCAGCUACUGAUCCCAAUGCAGCUGCCUGGGCUUUAGCUCUUUAUGCGCAGUACUAUCCGCAAAAUGCAACUGUUCCGUAUGGACAGGCUUACCCUACGCAGACUACUGCGCCAGUCGCUACAACUCAGUCUUCAACUACUGUGACUCCUGCGAUUAAUCCUCAGACAGGGCAACCUGACUACAGUGCUCAGUGGAUUGAGUAUUACAGGUCGUUAGGAAUGCAUGAUAUGGCUGCAUUUAUUGAGCAGUCAGCUCGAGCGUAUCAGCAAAACAGUAAUCAACAACAAAUGACAGCCAACCCCGUCGGACAG
This is a messenger RNA of Soboliphyme baturini, 1539 nucleotides long. NCBI's taxonomy places the organism in Eukaryota, Metazoa, Nematoda, Enoplea, Dioctophymatida, Soboliphymatidae. The record is from the annotation of a GenBank genome assembly.